AUGUCAAAUCUGUCAAAAAUCCAUUUUGAGGCCCUAAAAAUUUCUGGACACAACUAUUUGACUUGGGCCGUAGAUGCUGAAAUGUACUUAGCUGCUGAAGGAAAUGCAGAUGCCAUAAAAGAAGGAAAUAAGGCAUCCGAACAACAAAAAGCAAAAGCAUUGAUAUUCCUUCGUCACCAUAUUAAUGAAGCACUUAAGAAUGAAUACCUCACUGUGAAAGAUCCACUUGUGCUCUGGAAUAAACUAAAAGAUAGAUACGAGCACUUGAAAGCCAUUAUCCUCCCAAAAGCUAGGUAUGAUUGGAUGCAUUUGCGCUUACAGGACUAUAAAUCUGUAACUGCCUAUAAUUCUGAAGUAUACAAAAUUACUUCUCAAUUAGAAUUGUGUGGUGAAAAGGUAACAGAUGCGGAUCUGUUAGAAAAAACAUUUUCAACCUUUCAUGCAUCCAACAUGCUCCUGCAGCAGCAAUACCGUGAAAAGGGGUUUCAAAAAUACUCUGAUUUAAUUUCUUGUCUUUUGGUUGCUGAACAAAACAAUGAGCUUCUAAUGAAAAAUCAUGAAGCUCGCCCUGCUGGUGUAGCUCCAUUCCCUGAAGCGAAUGCAUCACAACACAACCAUUUUGGAGAAGCUCGUGGUCGCGGUCGUGGUCGCGGUCGUGGUCGUGGUCGCGGUCAUGGUCGUGGUCGUGGUCAUGCCCACAAUCCUAAUGGAAAAUUCAAAACCCCAUUUUUCCACCAGAAGUGGAAAAAUAAUGAAAAGAUUGAAAAGGAAAAAGGUGGACAAAAUAGCAAAACAAAUGAAAAUAUAUGCUAUCGAUGUGGUGGCAAAGGUCAUUGGUCUCGUACAUGUCGUACUCCAAAGCAUUUGGUUGACCUUUAUCAGCAAUCACUGAAAAACAAAGGAAAAAAGGUUGAAACUCAUUAUGCUUAUAAUGAUGGUGAUGAUGCUGAUUAUGAUAUUUAUGGUGACCUGGAUACUACUCCUUUGGAUAUUGGUGAUUUCUUUGAAGAUCCAAAUGGAAAAAUUGAUCACCUUAUUGGAGAUGGAACCGUGAAGAAGUAG
This is a messenger RNA of Medicago truncatula (barrel medic), 1062 nucleotides long. RefSeq lists its product as uncharacterized. Bases 1 to 1062 code for a protein of 353 amino acids. The record is from RefSeq and is a predicted model, not a curated record. The transcript has a single exon. Lineage: Eukaryota; Viridiplantae; Streptophyta; Magnoliopsida; Fabales; Fabaceae. Gene Ontology annotation, molecular function: nucleic acid binding; zinc ion binding.